Molecule: messenger RNA, 1175 nt
Organism: Dendroctonus ponderosae (mountain pine beetle)
Lineage: Eukaryota; Metazoa; Arthropoda; Insecta; Coleoptera; Curculionidae
Product: S-formylglutathione hydrolase
Exons: 6
Coding region: 132-1058 (308 amino acids)
Biological process (GO): formaldehyde catabolic process
Cellular component (GO): cytosol
Molecular function (GO): S-formylglutathione hydrolase activity
Source: RefSeq, a predicted model, not a curated record
UAUUUCUCGGUGGUCUUUCUUUGACAGUUCAACAAUUGGGUUAGAAAAGUUUACAAACAUUGGCGUUCUACGUUUAAGGCCCUUUUCAUUUCCAAAUAAAACCAGCUUAAAUAAAAGAUAACCUUUAAACUAUGUACUUGGCUUGUAUAAUUAACUGCCCUGCUAUCAGGGCUUUUGGAAAACAUUGUAGACCGCUAUCAAACAUAAUGACUGGACUAACUGAACUAUCGAGAAACAAAUCCUUUGGCGGGUGGCAAACAGUCUUUAGCCAUGAAUCCAAAGUACUCGGCUGUACGAUGAAAUGUGGCGUUUAUUUGCCCCCGACAGAAAAUGACACUGAGAAUCUGCCCGUAAUCUACUGGCUUUCUGGUCUCACAUGUUCAGAGGCAAACUUUAUUGAAAAAGCUGGCGCUCAAAGAUACGCAGCUGAACAUAAAGUAAUCAUCGUCAAUCCAGACACUUCACCUAGAGGCUUGAACAUUCCAGGCGACUCUGACUCCUGGGAUUUUGGAGUUGCCGCAGGCUUCUACUUAAACGCCACGCAAGAUCCGUGGAAAAACAACUACAAAAUGUAUGAUUAUAUUAUCAAGGAACUCUUGGACUUAGUGAACUCGAAUUUCAACACUCAAGCUGGAAACCAGUCAAUAAUGGGCCACAGUAUGGGCGGUCAUGGAGCGUUGGUACUUUCCCUUAAAAAUCCUGGGCUGUUUAAGUCAGUGUCGGCGUUUGCCCCGAUUUGCAACCCUUCUAUUUGCCCUUGGGGUAUUAAGGCGUUUAGUGGAUAUCUGGGCCCGAAGGAAACUGGCCAAUGGGAGGAGUGGGAUGCCACCGAAUUGGUCAAGAAAUACAAAGGGCCUCCUUUGGAGCUGUUCAUUGAUCAGGGACUGAAUGACAAUUUUUAUCCUGCCCAACUAAAUCCCAAAAACCUAGUGGAGGCUUCCAAAGGCGCGGGGGUGCCGGUAAUCUUUAAAGAAAGAGAAUCUUACAAUCACAGCUAUUUCUACAUAGCGUCAUUUAUUGGGGAGCAUAUCGGCUAUCAUGCCCAGCAUUUGAAAUAACUCUCAUGCACUUGAAUCCUUCUUACGCUUGCACUGUUUGAUUUUAAAGUAAAUAUUUAAUAUCAAUAAUUAUAAACAAUAUUCUUUACACACAAUAAAUAUUGUUGCUUGUUCCAA